AUGAAAAGGUGCUCAUUGUGCUGCUCUUCUUUUCAGCGCCUCCCCUUUGGACGUCGCUCGGCCGCUGGGGGCAUCAAUCUGAACAAGGGUCUGCUGAGUGACAGGGAACGGGGCGACCAAUUCACGGAUCCGACGGUGUAUCGCAACAAGAAAAGCAUCGUAGCCAUGGACAAAGUCUCCCGCAAGACGGAACGACUUCUCAAAGAGGAGAAGCAGAAAGAAGGAAUGAACGCAUUGGGUGUUGACUCGCAGAUGGAAAGAGAAUUGUCGGAUGGUUCCAUGCAUCCGUUGCACAGGGAGGAAAUUGCUGCUGCACGUGUGAUUGAUGAGGAUGGACUGUUAUCCUCUGAUCCCGGCAGCAAAUACACGACGGCACUGCGACGUUUAAUGGAGCGGGAAGUGGACCGUCGUGACCACAUGAUGGAUAAAUUUGGUCAACCCCCAACAGCAAAGGAGUUUCAUCGUUUGUUCACACGACUGCGACAUGCAGAUGACGAGUCGGAGGCCAUUGAACGACACCAGACGCGUCUUGUGGAGGAAUACGGUGUAUAUCCUUCUAUGCGUCUAGACGCGUAUAUGCUGGACGAUGACACAUAUUUUCCGGGGUGGGUGAAUGCACUGCCGUACAGCAUACGUGAUCGCGUGAAGUACGGUUCAUUGGGGCUCACUGAGGAAGAUGAGACUCUUCGUGUGACACUUGGCCGCAUGCCGUUGGAUAGGCGACGCCAAGAGUGGGAGAGACAAAAGAAGGCGAGGGAAUACAAGGCGGCAAAGGAGGAGAUGCUAACACUGGCAGAGUUAAGGGAUGCUCGACAGGGCAAGCGUCGAUUUCAUUGGUUGCAAAGAAAGCGGCAAAAACGGGCAUCGAUGCUUCGGCGACUUGCACUAAGAAAGCCGGAUGCAUUUGAGUUGUGGCCCUCCACUGUGGUGGACUACAGUCAGCGCAUUGCUUUCAUUGCCCAACACGUGGAAAAUGGUUUGGACACAAAGGGUCAUUGGCCAUUGGACCCAGAGGAGUUGGCGCGCGCUCGUGUGCGGCGCAGUCAAGAGGAAGCGGAGCGCACAUUCCUGCUGAGUGCGGAAGAAAAGAAGGUACUCAAGAAGGGAAACAACAACGGCAGCAUUAUGCAUAUGCUCCGUGCGCUGGAUACACCGGAAAAACCCUUUAAACGACUUUCGCGUAAGGUCUACGCCAAUCGUGUGAACGCUAUUGUGCAUGGUGACCAGGAUGAAUAUGGACGCAAGUAUCGUAAAAUGGAAAACCGUGCCAAACGCCGGAUGCGUCCGUAUGAGUCACUUGGAGAGAUUGCACUAUCAAAGGAGGUGCGAAAAGAACCACGACUUUACUCCAACGGCUUGAAUCACACAGACGACGAACACUGGCCAAAACACGUCAAGUCAUGGGCGGAUGGCAUGCCUUCCACACGCUAUGCUUCGUGA
Molecule: messenger RNA, 1440 nt
Organism: Trypanosoma cruzi
Lineage: Eukaryota; Euglenozoa; Kinetoplastea; Trypanosomatida; Trypanosomatidae
Exons: 1
Coding region: 1-1440 (479 amino acids)
Source: RefSeq, a predicted model, not a curated record